UGGCGUAUCCGAACAUCCUGAUCCGAUCUAAUACCCGGUUCUCUUUCGCCCUCUUCAAUGCUGCACACCAAACGAAACCCCUCCUUCUUCUUCGAACCCUAAUCAUGUCGAUAUCGCCGGCCAAAUCCAAGAGACCCAUCUGCCCAUCAUGUUCUAAACCCACCCGAACAUGCCUGUGCUCUCGGAUUCUGACCUCCGGCAUCGACAAUUCGGUAAGCGUAACCAUUCUGCAACACUCGCUAGAGAGCAAGCACCCUCUUAACUCUACUAGGAUUGCCAGACUAGGUCUCAGGAAUCUCAAUGUAGUGACUGUUUCAGAUGUUAAUUUCGAAGCUCGGUUCUUGAUUCGGUUGAUGAAAACUGAUUCUGAAUCGGGUUUGGUUGGAAAUGGUUCGGAUAGUUUGACUUUUCAUCAAGCUUCGGAAAUUAAAGGCACAGAGAAUUCAGUGGAUGAACAUGCUAGUUCGUCCGAUUCCAAGAAAGAAAGUGAACCUGGAAGGUUACCCUUACUAAAUAGUGGUGGAAAAUGCAAUUUGCAAAAUGAUACUGGGGCUAUGAAAAGCUCUCUACUUUGUACUGUGAGUGUAAAUUAUGGGUUUGAUUCAAAGUCAUGUGUCAAUGAUUGUGCAGAGAAGCAUGAUAAUGCUGAGAUAGAUCAAAAUACUGGAGAUUCUGCUAUUACUGUAGUUAUUGGGAAACAUGGUGUUAUUAAUUAUCUGUCUCAUAUGUGGAGGUCUCCAACUCAACCCAAAAAGCCAAGCUUUAUCAACAUACUCUCUUUUCCGGAAGCUUGUGAAUCACUCAAAAAAGGGUUCAUGGUGAAGAAGUUGCGGAGGAAGUUAGAGGGAAGCAGUAAUCUGCAAGAUGAUGAAGAAUGUGAAUUUGAACUUGAAGUUCCUCCUGGAUCAGUACUACUAUUUCCUUCCGAAACAGCUGUGGAUAUCACUGACCUUGAUGCUAUUGAUUUUGAGAUAAAGAAUUUGAUUGUCUUAGAUGGAACAUGGGCUAAGGCAAAAAGAGUUUACAGUGAAAAUCCCUGGCUGAACAUUUUGCCCCAUAUAAAGCUGAAGGUGAACAAGAUGAGCUUGUAUAAUGAAGUAAGGCGUGAGCCUAAAGAUGGCUACUUGUCCACCAUUGAGAGCAUUGUCCAUGUCUUGAAGGCAUUGGGGGAGAAUCAUGAGGGCCUGGAAAAUCUUUUGGAUGCUUUUGAAUCCAUGGUUGGAUAUCAAAGGCGGUUUAAAGAGGAGAGGCUCACCAAACGAUCCUAAGUUUGAAACCUACCUUUCUCAGAGGCACGCAGAUAUACGAGACAAGCAAAAUAUA
Molecule: messenger RNA, 1323 nt
Organism: Neltuma alba
Lineage: Eukaryota; Viridiplantae; Streptophyta; Magnoliopsida; Fabales; Fabaceae
Exons: 1
Coding region: 105-1268 (387 amino acids)
Source: RefSeq, a predicted model, not a curated record